AUGGCAGGAAAGAAAGUCGAUCCAAAGGCACAGUUAAAGAAAAAGGAUAAAGCACCAAAGAAGGUAGAAACCAAGAAGUGGACAAAGACAGAGAGCAAGGCCAAACAGCUAAAGACCUCCGUCAUCACACAGGAUAUCUUCAACAAGAUAAAGAAGGAAAUCCUUUCUAUGGCACUCAUCACCCCAGCAACCAUUGCUGCCAGAAACAACUUUGAAAUUGCACUUGCCAAGAACAUUCUUGACCAAAUUGUUGAGAGCGGAGAAAUAGAAAUUAUUGCUAAGUCUUCAUUCGGUAGAAUAUACGGAAAGAAAGAGACCAAGGAAGUCAAAGAAAUCAAGGAAGAGACUGUCUCUGCAUAA
Messenger RNA from Nematocida ausubeli, 360 nucleotides. RefSeq names its product S25 ribosomal protein. Bases 1 to 360 code for a protein of 119 amino acids. The record is from RefSeq and is a predicted model, not a curated record. The transcript has a single exon. Lineage: Eukaryota; Fungi; Microsporidia.